Messenger RNA from Dicentrarchus labrax (European seabass), 3787 nucleotides. Its product is annotated as SWI/SNF-related matrix-associated actin-dependent regulator of chromatin subfamily B member 1. Gene Ontology annotation, biological process: chromatin remodeling; regulation of transcription by RNA polymerase II. Gene Ontology annotation, cellular component: nuclear chromosome; nucleus. The coding region runs from base 256 to 1362 and encodes 368 amino acids. The transcript is spliced from 9 exons. Lineage: Eukaryota; Metazoa; Chordata; Actinopteri; Moronidae. Gene Ontology annotation, molecular function: transcription coregulator activity. The record is from RefSeq and is a predicted model, not a curated record.
GUCGCGGAUGACUUCUCUUAACAUACUCACUGAAGCGGGCCGUGUACAGCAGUGGUUGUAGCAUUCAGUUAAUUUAGCUUUCUCUUGAUGUCGUUUUACACUUAUUGAGCAGACAUGUUCACAGUUAAUGUUUUUUUUGUAAGCAGAGAACUGAAGUGACCGCUAUUUUUACGGAGGACGCUGUAAUUUCCCAUCUUUUUCUUAGGCCCUGAACACGCAGAGAAGAGAAGACUGCUCAGACUCGACUGCGUAAAGAUGCAAUUGGCUCUAAGUAAAACGUUUGGCCAGAAGCCAGUUAAAUUUCAGUUAGAACAAGAUGGGGACUUUUACAUGGUUGGGUCGGAGGUGGGAAACUAUCUGCGUAUGUUCAGAGGCUCUCUGUAUAAAAGAUAUCCGUCUUUAUGGAGGAGGCUGGCCUCGGUGGAGGAGAGGAAGAAAAUUGUAGCAUCAUCACAUGCCACUAGCGUCACUCUGCUGAAGGCGUCAGAAUGUGAAGAGAUCUUCGAGGGUAAUGAUGAGAAAUACAAGGCGGUGUCCAUCAGCACAGAGCCCCCAGCUUACCUCAGGGAGCAGAAAGCAAAGAGGAGCAGCCAGUGGGUCCCCACGCUGCCCAACAGCUCUCACCAUCUAGACGCUGUGCCUUGUUCCACCACCAUCAACCGCAACCGAAUGGGCCGUGACAAGAAAAGGACCUUCCCCCUGUGCUUUGAUGACCAUGACCCUGCAGUGAUCCAUGAGAACGCAGCCCAGGUAGAGGCUCUGGUUCCCAUCCGUCUAGACAUGGAGAUAGACGGACAGAAACUGCGAGAUGCCUUCACCUGGAACAUGAAUGAGAAACUGAUGACCCCAGAGAUGUUUGCAGAGAUUUUAUGUGAUGACCUGGACCUGAACCCUCUGGCCUUUGUCCCCGCCAUUGCCUCAGCCAUUCGCCAGCAGAUUGAGUCCUACCCCACUGACAGCAUACUAGAGGAGCAGGCAGACCAGAGAGUCAUCAUCAAGCUGAACAUCCACGUGGGGAACAUCUCUCUGGUGGACCAGUUUGAGUGGGACAUGUCAGAGAGGGAGAACUCACCGGAGUCGUUUGCACUGAAGCUGUGCUCUGAGCUGGGUCUGGGAGGAGAGUUCGUCACCACUAUCGCCUACAGCAUUCGCGGUCAGCUAAGCUGGCACCAGAGGACCUACGCCUUCAGUGAGAACCCGCUCCCCACAGUAGAGAUUGCCAUCCGCAACACAGGCGAUGCAGACCAGUGGUGCCCCCUACUUGAGACACUCACAGACGCUGAAAUGGAGAAGAAGAUCAGAGACCAGGACAGGAACACAAGGCGUAUGAGACGACUAGCCAACACUGCGCCGUCCUGGUAGAAAGAGACACGAAGCUGCAUCAGACGGUGUGUCCUCUGGAGACUCCUGCUACUCGGAAGCGAUCAAACACACUCACAGGUCAAAGCAUUGAUGGAGCAUCUGGAUGUUCCUGUGAGCACAAAUGCACAUGUGGUCAGUCUCCACGGGCACCUCACCAACUGAAACCAACACACACACACACACACACACACAUCCAGGCAUUCCUCUGCACACAGGUCAUCAUGUUUCACUCUGACUGUAGCACAUCAGUCAAGGAUAUCUAACCUAACAUCACUGUUUGAUGGUGUUUGAUUGUCUCAUGUCUGUUACACACACACACACACCAACGUGCAACAUUCACAUCACACGUGUCAGCUCAAAAUACUUCCAUUACAGUACAGUAACCAUUAUGACACCAUUAGUUUGUGCCGACCAGGUCUGCUCCUUUCUGUCUACCAUGGUCAAAAUUCCACUUGAAAUGAGUAUCUGUCUCUCUGUCUAUCCAUCUGGCCAUCCACGAUCAAGCAGGCCAAUUUGGUUCCUGUCUUGUUAAACACCUGUAGGUGUUUCUCACAGCAGACAUUUUGAACACGUUGGAAAGGAAAGGAGAAGCACAGAGGCGACCAAUAACAUCGAGACAGAAAGGAAAUUUAAACACUACUUCCACGUGGUAGUUAACGAAAUCUGGCAGACUGUGGAUCUGAAACGCUCCACAGAGCUGUGUCUGAUGGAAUCAAGAUGUAGCAGUAGCUCUGUGUCCCAGGACUGACAGAGCUCUAUAAAUGAGGUCAGUCAUAUUGACACCUGUGCUUUUCCCACUAUGACAGGUCAAAGGCCCCAGUUCCACUUGUCAUUUCCAGAUAAAAUCCAGAUGAAAUUUCAUUUACACUCAGCCACAUAUAUGCAGCUCUGUUGGUCAGAUCACAAAUCUGUGAUUUCGCUGCUGUUACAAUUAAUGGGAAUGAUCAUUUUUGCAUCACAAUUUUUGAUUUUCACUGAAAAAACUCCCUUUAUACAUUAAUUAAAAUAGUUACACUAGUUGGGGUCUUUACCAAACAAACAGGUUUUCUUACAUCUGUAGACCACGACCUGUAGCCCAGGCCAUGUCUGCAUUCUUUAUCAUAAUGCUGUUUGUCACACAUUACCUUUAUCCAAAAAUUACCUAUUGGACACCAUCUUGCAAUUUCCAUAAUAUUUCGAUCAAUUGUGCAGCACUAACAAGGACAGAAGAGACAGACCAGGUAUGUCAGACAGACAGUGAGUGGAUAUUUCCACUGUAAAUAUUAUGUAUGACUCUUGGAGAGAUGGAUGUAUUUAGACCAUUUCGACAUCUGGUUAGAAUGCGUCUUUGAUAUGUUUACACUAACAUGAAGUGACUCUCUGUAAAGUGGUCAAAGUGUCUGUUGGGAAGAAGGUCUCUGGAUUACUGUGGCAGGGUGUCCUGUAGAUCUGUCAUUUUCUAAGCAAAACAAUGUGUCAAACUUUUUUUUGUUCCAGCUUCUCAAAUGAUGAGCUCAUCUGAUCGGUGUACAGUAAAUAUCUUAGGGUUUUGAUGCUGAUCUGGCAAAAUGGGCUCUGGGAAGUUGUGAUGGGCAUUUUUUCACUAUUUUUAAAUAUUUUAUAGUCUACAGUUCAAACUGGCCUUUGACAUCAAACCUUUGUUGGUGGACGAUACCCCUUAAAAUAAUACAUAAUGCCCCUGUGGGUAGGGGUUCUGACUUAAGUGGCUGAUAGUGAGAGGACCAAAAAAAACCCAGUUCUCAUUGUGAUGGUGUUAAUCGGUAAACAAACUUGUCUACAAACAAAAACUCUUCUGCUAUCAGUUGAAAGAUGCAGUAAUCACAUUCAAGUCCUUCAUAUAGAUGUUACUGAGCCACAUUCAAGUAUUUUGCCUACUUCUAUAUACUGUGGGUGAUGUUAGUGUUUGUACCUGACUGAAAUGACCAGUGUGCAUGUGUGAAAUCAAACUACCCCCUGGUAUUGUUGCUGCUGUCCCCACAGCUCUUCAGACAGCAGCCAGCAGCUGCAGCCAAACAGAGAGUUAGAUUUUAGCACGCAGACUCUGCAUUCUGAUCUUGGUUACGGAUUCUGAUCAGCUGUGUGCACCAGUGUUCAUCUGCAUGCUAAAACAUAGGUAGUUCAUCCUGUAACCUGUGCAUGAGGGGCUAAUGCGUCCCACUGUUCCUUCUGUUUGCACUGUGCCUCACAUUGCAGCAGUGUCAGCAGACUGCAGCCUCUGUUUUACUGGCAAUGUUGUUGAAAAAAAUCAAGCUGACAAGAACCAAUGGUGUCUUUUUGAAGUGAUUUUCAACUUGAACAUACUCCAGAGAAUGAUGUUAACGUAUGUACUGUUGCUUCUUGUUCUCUUCUUUUGUAAUAUUGCUUUACCUUUAUAGUGGACUCGUUUUUUAUAUGAAAAAUAACAAUAAAGAAAACUUGUUGGAAA